AUGCCUAAACAAUUGAUUAAAUCUAAAAAUCCUCAUAAUUAAUUUAUUCUUGAUCACAUAGUUGAAUUGAAGAAUAGAUGCCUUAGAACAGGUUAAGAUAAAUUAGCUUUCAUUUAUUAAAAGAUCAUACAAUCACUUCAAAAAUAUCCUAUGCCUCUAUUAUGUGAAGACUAAGUGUAAAUGCUAUAAGGUGUAGGAGAUAAAACAUCUGUUAUGAUUUUGCAGUUGAUUAAAAAGCAAUAUCAACAAUAUGAGAUCCCUUUCCAUAAAUUUAAUGAAGCUCUAAUAUAAGAUAAUUUAGACGUAAUUAACGAGCAAGAGGAUGAUGUGGAUUAGAUUUAUUCAGAAAGUUGUCCACCCUCAAUGGUAUAUAAUGAUGACACUUCAAAAAGGAAGGAUAAACAAUUUUAGGCAUCAUUCAUUGAAGAACUUCGAAAAUAAGUCAUCAAACCCAUACCAGAGAUACAAUCAAAAAGCAAGAGACAAUAUCAACCUGGAAAGGGUUCUAAAAGUGGAUAAGUGUUAAUGAGUUUGUAUAAGUUUUAAAAAAGUGAGAAUAAACUUUUUGCUUCAAAAAAAUAAAUAAAAGAACAAUUAAGAGAGUAUAUUUAUUAUUUAUUUAGUAUUUGUAACACUGAAUUAUCGAGUUGGAAUGCUAUUGAGACAUUAGAGAAGCAUCAAUUAAUUUAAAAGUAAAUAGAUAACAUUAAUCAGAACUGUCCUAGACAACGAAAUUAAAUAUGCUUUAACUGAGGAUGGCAUUAAAUUAGGAUAGCAAUAUUUUACAGAAACUAUGAUCUAACAAUAAAUGACUGUACCCUCAGAAAGACCAUCUAAGAUUAUAUUAUUGAUUGAUAAUCGAGAGAGAUUUUAGAGUAACAACAGGUAGAUAAUCUUUGAAAAGCUUACUAACAUAUACUAAAUAGAGUGCAGAUUAAGUCAAUUACCCAUUGGAGAUUUUAUGUGGAUAUGCUAAAAAGGAGAUGAUGAAUACAUAUGUGAUUAUAUAAUUGAAAGAAAAACCAUUCAAGAUUUAGCUCACAGUAUUCUUGACAAAAGAUACUAGGCUUAAAAACACAAAUUGAAGCAUUGUGGAAUUAAUAAUAGAUUUUAUUUAGUUGAAAAUUCCUCAUCCUCCAAUUUGCCAGUACCAAGAGCUACUAUUGACAAAGCAAUUAGGAAUACUUAGAUUAAGGAUGGGUUUUUUAUUUAACAAACAGAAACAUUAGAAGAUUCCUUAAGAUGGCUAGCUUUAUUUACUAAAACUGUUAAAGUAUUGCCUAAUGCAAUCAAGUUUUCAGAAUUUAUGUACAAUAAUUCAAAGAAGGCAGAGUCACUUUUUAAUUUAUGGGGAAGUAUGCUUAGAGGCAUACAUGGAGUAGGAUUAGAGUCUGCCAAAGCUAUAGCAUGUGUUUGGAAGACUCCUAUUGAAUUCUAUGAUGCGAUUAAUCAAGAUGAAAAUAAAAGCUUAUAAUAAUUAAUUGAAGAGAAUUCGAUUAAAUAAAGAUCCAUACCUAGUCACAUAUUAAGGUAAAUUGAAAUUUUAUUCUAAAAAGAACACUACCCUAAUUGA
This is a messenger RNA of Paramecium octaurelia, 1573 nucleotides long. NCBI's taxonomy places the organism in Eukaryota, Ciliophora, Oligohymenophorea, Peniculida, Parameciidae. The record is from the annotation of a GenBank genome assembly.